AUAACUCAUUCUUUUUCGUCCAUAAUCAGGAAAACCAAUGCUCUUAUUAACGUCGUUGUUGUGUAUCAGUAUUGCAAAUGGAGUACUCAGUCAAACUUGUGACAUUACCUCAGCUAACAAAUGCUGGUCUCCUCUUACUGCCACCAUGGGGGAUUUAGUUCCAAGCUCGACUCCCAAGCAUAUUUCACCAUCUUUUAAAGUCAACAACGUGUGCAGUGGACUUCAUAAAGUAUUCAGUUGUUCUGAAAGUAAAAUGUCGGCAUGCAAUCCAGGAGACCGUCUUCUUUAUGAUACUGCAAAAUCCUCCAGCACCUUUCUUUGUACCAAGGGGAAACAAGGAUAUAUUGAGCAUGCUCAAUGCCUCUUUAGUGAAGCUUCACAUAGAAGUAUGAAGAAAUGUACAACUGAGGCAGUGACGUUGAUUCAAAACUUCAUUUUACCAAUGUCUGAUCUCUCGGAAUUAAAAGGAAUAUCAAAAGAAUUAUGUGGGUUUGCCUCCGCAGUUCGCUCAUGUCUUGUUUUAACAGCAAACGAAAAUUGUGGGCAGCCUGCCGCUUUCUAUCUACAGCAAUACGUAGAUGCCACAGUUAAACCAAUGUCUGAUUUUCUGUCAUGCUCAUCGCCAAAGUCAGAAUUAGAAGUGACAUAUUUUCCCUCCUCUGGUAAUUUAGAAGACAAAACUGAGACCCAAACAACAAUGAAUCCAACCCCUCAAAGCAAGCAAAACAUUCCAAGUUCCUUUAUGGACAUAAAUGGACCAAAUACAGACAUUCUAAACACCAUACAACCUGAAGAAAAUGUGAAAAGUACUAAAACAAGCGUCCCAAAGUGUGACCGGUAUUGCUUUGUUUUUACUCACGACUUAUCACCGUCCCUAAAACAGGGAUAUGAUGACUGGUGUGAAAUUAAUUGUCGCCAGGGAUUCUGCCCACAGCGGACGUGUACAUGUAAUUGUAAUCCCGUGCGGAGGAAGAUUGUGUGUGAAGCGGUCGACCUGAGAUUUAAGUUGCAGUCACGUGGUUCGGAGUGGUGUAAUGCAGUUUGUAAGCAAGGAUUUUGUCCCAGGAAUUACUGUAAAUGUAGAGUAGAACUGGAAUCGCAACAUGUUCCUUCGCCAUUGUGAUGGUUCUAAACUGUUUCAGAUUAAAAUAGAUUCUA
This is a messenger RNA of Saccostrea cuccullata (small rock oyster), 1158 nucleotides long. RefSeq lists its product as uncharacterized. NCBI's taxonomy places the organism in Eukaryota, Metazoa, Mollusca, Bivalvia, Ostreida, Ostreidae. The transcript is spliced from 6 exons. The record is from RefSeq and is a predicted model, not a curated record. The coding region runs from base 38 to 1123 and encodes 361 amino acids.